AUGGAACAAGAAGUUUAUAAAUAUACGUUGAUCGGUGCCAUUGGUCUUGUUUAAAAUGUGAAACAAGUUCAGCCAGUAAUAAAUGCAGAGCUUGUUUUACAAAUCCUACAGUAACAUUAGCAUCUGCAAGUACAUGUGCUACCUGUCCAACUAAUUAUCUAUAUAUAGAGUAUUUAGAUAGUUCUAAAGGAUGUUUUACUGAAUGCAGAUAUUACAGAGUACCAGAUUCAAAUAACGUGUGUUAAUUCAAUGAAAGUAUGACCUCAAUUUAUUAUUAUAGACAUGUUACCCUUAACAACAUAUUUAGAUACAACUACAUUUACUACAGCUUCUCCAUGGAUAUUCGUUCCUGAUCCAAUCAAUUUUAAUAUUAUCAAUGCUGAAAGAAUAUCUUAAAUUCCUUGUUAAACCACUAAAAAUUAUUUAGGACCCUUUUAUUCUAAUGAAGGAUAUAAAUUGUAAUUAUCGUUACCUUACAAUCUUACAUAUAUAAGAUUUCGAAUAACCUUAUUAAAAUUUGGAACUUGGGCUGA
This is a messenger RNA of Paramecium sonneborni, 533 nucleotides long. NCBI's taxonomy places the organism in Eukaryota, Ciliophora, Oligohymenophorea, Peniculida, Parameciidae. The record is from the annotation of a GenBank genome assembly.